UCAUGGCCCGCGAACGGAACUUCCGCUACAGAAACGGAGCACGUCCAUUGUACAAGCUGUUCUGAAAGAGUGCCGCGAUUGUUGAGGUGCAAUCUGUUAACUGCGCGAUUUCAUCAAAGUUUCCUUCAUCGGUUAGAUGCUGUUAUCGUGUUCUAACUUCGAAUCGUAAGUGGUCGCUGUCACAUAUCCGAGAUAUAAACCAUAUAGCUAGAUAACAGUGCAGAAUGAAUGGGUUCAGCACUGAAGAAGACAGCCACGACGGACCCCCGGCUCCCCCGUUUUACGGCCAGAGCUGCUGUUUGAUUGAGGACGGAGAGCGCUGCGGCCGAUCAGCUGGAAACGCCUCCUUCAGCAAGCGGAUACAGAAGAGCAUAUCGCAGAAAAAGCUCAAGUUGGACAUUGACAAAAGUGUGCGACACCUCUACAUCUGCGACUUCCACAAGAACUUCAUCCAGAGUGUCCGCAACAAGAGGAAGAGGAAGACCAGCGAUGAUGGAGGGGAGUCCCCAGAUCAUGACGUGGAGGUGCCUGAGGUGGAUCUGUUCCAGCUGCAGGUGAACACGUUGAGACGCUACAAGCGACACUACAAGCUGCAGACCAGGCCCGGCCUCAACAAGGCCCAGCUGGCCGAGACGGUGAGUCGUCACUUCAGGAAUAUUCAGGUGAACGAGAAGGAGACGCUGACCUAUUUCAUUUAUAUGGUGAAGAGCAGCAAGAGCCGCCUGGACCAGAAAGCAGAUGGCAGCAAACAGCUAGACUAGAACACCCCAACAGUAGUCCACAGCAACAUUUUGUCAUCCAUAACAUCAAUCUGCAACAACUUCAGACCACCGGCUACCAUCUACAACAGCAACCAUCCACAAAAUCCCGAUAUCGCCGCCAACAACAGCAGCAAUGCUGACCUUCUCCCACAAUAAUAAUUUUUUUUAUAAAAAGUCCAGAUUCGUGCACCAUCAUCGUCCAUCUCUUCUGUCAGUGCAGGACACAAACCCUCAUCCUCAGAGGAAAUAUGACGCAGCGAGUAUUGUGAGGACGUCAGAGGAGGCGAGAACUCAAGGCGCAGUGCGAGCUCUGCGGCUCGUUUCGCCUGCCCCAUGUGGAAAGUGAUUGAAUGUAGAGUGAGACAGUGGCUCUGCGGGUCAUGAUGACAGUCUGACCUCGUGAUUCUUCCUUUUUUUUCUUGUUUAAAAAAAAAAGGUCUCCCUUCCACAAAAGAACCCAGGUCCUGAAGACUGCUGAGAAGCUGAACUCUGCUUGCAGGGUUCAUGACACCACAGCGUCCAGUCUUUCGUAAUUGGUUGAAUGCAAUGUACGAUAGCUGCCUUAACAAACAAUACAAGUUCUGGUAUUUUCUUUUCUUUGCCGAGUCAACUGUUAAUGUCCUGUCCCCCCUCUCCGGCUCAAGUGUUGCAUGUUCAGACUGAUAUUGAAUGAUGUAGCAUUUGGCUCUGAAGCAGACUUUCCUCCCUCCUAGCUGGUAUACACAAACACAGCACAUACAGAUUUAUUUGUCCAUGCAUCGCAGGUGUCGGUAGCUAUUUUGUGUUUGAUACUCUUUCUUAACCAGUUUUCUACCUUUUUAGUGAAAUUUGAUCACUGUCCUCUUCCUUAGUUCAGCCUAAUUUUAAGAAUUGUGUCAAGAUGUGUCUGUCUGAAAAUAUGAUUUUGAUUUUGUCUGAUUUUUUUUUCUUCAAUUGAAAUGGUGUGUGCGUGUGUGUGUGUAUGUGUGUGUGUGUGUGUGAGGGGUUGAAGACUAAUUAUUAGCAUAAUUUUAAUAUUAUUUAAGAGCAGUGUAUAUGGUCUGUCUUAUUGGAUAAAGUCACAAUGUGCAGUAACUGCCUUGACUCGUGCAUUGACGCCGGUCAUAUUUGGGUGCAUUUCAAGAAGCUGCACUACCCGAUUAGCCAGAUGGCUGCAAAGAAAAAAAGAAAGAGGUGAAAUUAUUCACCUUUUGAGUAGCCUGAUUUGUCAAAUAAAACUUGAAAAUUUGUUUCUUAUCAAUAGAUGAUCUCACAAAAUGAUCAGUAGUGGAAGUUGGCCAAUGGUGUUAAGAUCAAGUCUUAAAAUUUUAUUUCAAUAUGUACAUUUUUACACAAAAUUUAAACAAACCUGCUUUUUUAAGUCCACCCCAGUAUGACUUGAAGGUCCAACCCAGAAUCUGAGUACUCACCAUGGCUGGAUUUGUUGGCUUUGAUAGUGGAUUUUUUUUUUUUUUUUUUUUUUUAAACCGUUACAUGCACACAUUUUAGUUCAUCACCUGCCUAAUGGUGAGUAUUAAAGGUGUAUUGAAUCUUUCAACAGUGUACAUUUGAGUGUGAACAUUCAAGAAAGGGGAGUUUUGAAUUGUAGAAGAAUCAGUAUUAACAGAACAAAAGGUAAUUCUCUCCUUCAAAAUUUGCUUAGCGUAUCUAUGAUUGGUUGUAUUCUGAAAAAGAGGGGGAAAGGUUAUAAAGGUAUUAGCAAAACGGGAACUGUUUGGAGAUUACCAGUAGUCAGAGACAGGCCGCCUUAUUAAAGAAGUCAAAAGAAAUACAAAAACAACAUUGUGGCCUUCUCCCCGAUGAAACCGUCUCACUCUGCUUGAUAUUGACUCUGCCGUCAUACCACUGCAGUGAUAUUAAAGGUGCACUACACAAAGUUGCAGAGGUGAAGUGAGGACCUUUCAGACUCAACUGACAGGGAAAGGAAUAACCAUGUAAUUUAUUACUGAGUUGACAAUGUAAACCAUGUGGAUCCAACCAUCCAAUGCUCAUGUCAGUUGACCCCGCCAGCAAUUUUGCAUACUACACUUUUAAUCGUUUUUAUUUCCUUUUUUUUUUAUUAUUAUUGUUGUUUUUUUGUACAUCAGGCCUUCACUCUGGAUUUAAAUUUUUUAUGGUGUUCGUGUGAUAAGCUUAGAAUCAGGUUUCAUGUGUUCAGUAACUUUUUUUUUUUUUUAUUGUCCUAUAGGUUUACUCAGCAUGGACAUCAGGCUGGACACACACACACACACAAUAACACUCACAGAGCACACAGCAUGGUGGGAAAUGACCACCAGUCCCUCUGGCAGGCAGCCAAUGAUCAUUCAGGGCUCCUCUGCCAUCACACUAAUUUUUUUUUUUUUUUUUUUGUUGGAAUGAAUAUAAAUCACAAAUUGGCUUUCUUUUCCUCACAUCUAUACAUUUGUGUGUUUUAUCUGGAUUGUGAACACAGUAUAGGUUUUUCUUUUUGUUUUUUCCUGUCACUCCAAUUAUUUAUGUUGUAAAAUUUUCUUUGUCCACCACACUGCGUUAGUCAUGACAUGACAGGGUUUUUUAGCGUCUGGUAUAUUUUGAGUUUCGCUUGUAGAUUUUAUUAGUGCCAUGUAGAUACCGCCCAUCUCUGUUAACACAUAGGCCAUGCUGCACUAACCUAACUGUUGUAUUAGAAAAUACAUAUUUAAAUAUAGCUGCUUAUUGCUCCUAAUAAUAAACAUAUUGUACAG
Messenger RNA from Myripristis murdjan (pinecone soldierfish), 3463 nucleotides. It is a transcript of the gene sap30l, whose product is annotated as sap30-like. The record is from RefSeq and is a predicted model, not a curated record. NCBI's taxonomy places the organism in Eukaryota, Metazoa, Chordata, Actinopteri, Holocentriformes, Holocentridae. Gene Ontology annotation, biological process: regulation of DNA-templated transcription. The coding region runs from base 225 to 761 and encodes 178 amino acids. Gene Ontology annotation, molecular function: transcription coregulator activity; protein binding. Gene Ontology annotation, cellular component: histone deacetylase complex. The transcript has 5 exons.